CUCGAGGAUUUCAGCUCGGGUUCUGCCAAUCUUUAAGUUUUCAUAAUUUUACUAUUUCAAAGUAAAUAUAAAGUUUCAUCGUCUAUCUACUUAUUGUUCAAGUGUUUACGAUAAAGUUGAUAAUUAAAAGGAUGCCCAUUCGCUUUAUUCAAUAACACCUACUUCAGACUGAAAAAACUCCUAACGAGAAGAAAAUAGCAAAAUUUGUUCAUUGAGUAAAAUUUUACAUAUCUUUGUGGGUGUAGUGGUAUCAUUUUUCGUUUAGCGCUGAAGCUGAAGUGACAGACAGAGCGAGAAUUAAAGGUGCACUUUUCUCUCCUCAUUGACGGUAGUAGGAUUAAGAAGGGAGUGAGUUUAUGAACGCAUAUUUGACGUAUACACCAGAAAGGAAACAGACUUGUGCGUGAGAAGAUCGAGUGGCAGUAAUGCGAAGGAAGAAGGAACGGGCCGGGUAGUACGAAGUCUUCGAUAGCAAUUGCGAGUCGUCAUUCUCGCAAUUUUGACUACUUAGUAGCCUUGCAGCUUUCGAAAAAUAGCUACGGUGUUAUAUACUUUCCAGUGUUCUAAUUCUAAUGUUUAAUCGUUCCGAUUGUUACGACGUUUGUUAGAAAUUUGUGGCAUAACUAACGCUAAAAAUACAUCCGGAGAAUUCUAGUGAUGCAAUGAGUUGCCGUUGUGCCGCUUAUGACAUUGAGAAUCGACGUAUAAAUGCGAAAAAGUAUAAAAACUGAGAACACUGUGAAUACAGUGAAUACAAGUCAUUCAACUUGAUUGCGAUUAUUCCGGAGAGAUUAUUCCUGCAUUGCAAGUGUGUUUGCUUAGUUUUAUAUCACGUUCUUGAAUGUGUGCAAAAAUAUGACCGGCUUUUCGUGAUUCAAGCAUACAGUGCCACUACGUACAUUUCUCAGACUUGUAUAACUUGGAUUCUAUAGUGUUUAAUUACUCAGUGAUACUUUAAUAAAAUGAACAUGGCACACCUCAAAAGUGCUAGGUUUUUUCACGCAAGCAUGAAUUUGUUGAUUUUGGUGAGCCAAUGGAAAAUAAUGGCAGCAAAUAUUAUUCCACCGUCUGCUUUAGCGGUUGGUGGAAACAGCAGCGAGAAUCAAUUGCACAGCGAUGGUAGUAACAACAGUACCGCUACUAAGCGGACCUGCACUAAUGUGCACACUAUCUUUGAACAGCGUGGUUUUACCGCAGCCAACAUUCCAGCUGACCCAAUUACAGAUAAACCGCUACGAUACUGUGAUGUUCCACCAGGUGGUACCUGUUGUACGCAUACUAUUGAGAACAAACUUGCUGUUCAUGCGAAAACACUUCUAGAACGAAACACCAAAGACUCGAUAACAAAAUUGUCUUCUGUGCUAGGAAACCGAGCUCAGAAGUUUAAUGAUUUCUUCAAACAGUUGCUCACGGAAUCCAAAGCCGAGUUUCACGCCAUGUUCAAGCGAACCUACGGCACAAUUUACGAACAGAACGCAUACGUUUUCUCGGAUCUAUUUACCGAACUGGAGCGGUACUAUGCAAACGGAAAAGUUGACCUUGGCGAAGCCAUGGAUUCAUUCUUCAAUGUGUUGUACCAGAAAAUGUUUACUGUUCUCAAUUCACAAUAUACAUUCAACACAAAAUAUCUUGGGUGCGUCAGCGAGCAUAUGAAAGAGCUAAAACCAUUUGGAGACGUCCCGGAUAAGCUUUCAGUGCAAAUCAAACGAUCCUUCGUUGCUACUCGUACAUUUGCCCAGGCGUUAAAUUCAGCUGCCGAGGUUGCUAAGAAUAUGAUUAAUGUACGGUUAACAGCUGAGUGCACCGCUGCAUUGACGAAAAUGAGUACAUGUAAUACUUGUGCUGGAUUUCUGGAAAAGCCUUGCUCGUCCUAUUGCGUAAACGUGAUGAAGGGUUGUCUACAAAAUUACCUCGAGUUGGAUGCUGAAUGGGAUUCGUUUGUAGCCACGAUGGAACGGGUGUCAGAUAGGCUGCUAGGACCCUUUAAUAUUGUUAUGGUUGUUGAACCAAUAAAUAUUAAAAUAUCCGAAGCCAUCAUGAACUUCCAGGAAACCGGGCAAGAUAUAUCUAAUCGUGUGUUUCAAGGAUGUGGAAAACCAGCUCUUGGCCGUCGAAGACGAUCGCCUGAGUUCAUCCCAGUGCCAGCAUCAAAAACCGUAAUAAGAAAUAAUCGUAACCUGGAAAGGUUACCACCUGUUACGCAAUCGCAAGACGACAGCGACAGUUUUAUUUUUGACGAAGACAAUGUGUACAAUGAUCGUCAUAUUGUUAAAAGGUCAACUCAGGAUUCGUCUAGUCGUGAAUUGAAAUAUGAACCGGUGCAAUUUUCCACUGGAGAAAUCCAAUUCACUAACAACAACAGUCCACCUAGUCAUCACCAAAUACAAAACGAAAAUACAAACACCAACCGUAGCAAUAGGAGGAAAAAUAACCGAAAACAGACUGAUGACGGAGAUAAUAAUCGAGAGCCAAUAGAUCGUCUUGUGAAAGACAUUAGGCAGCGUGUGAAAGAUUCCAAGCGGUUUUGGUCCAAUUUACCUUACAUGUUAUGUAAUAACGAAGAUGUUGCUGCUCCUCCAAGUAGUGAUAGUAGUUGUUGGAAUGGGCACACCAUUGACCGAUAUCUUCAUGCGGUUGCGUCUGAGGUCGAAAAAAAUCCAGAGUUUCCAAACCGCCCAUCGAACAAUCGACAAACUGCAAUAGUGCAACAACAAUUGUAUACACUGAGAACCGCCAUCAGCCAGUUAAGGAAUGCUUACAAUGGACAUGAUGUUGAAUGGACUGAUCAAGAAGAUAAUUACUACGGAAGUGGAUCUGGAGGGGGAAGCGGUAUUGAUGAAGAGGAGGAAAAUGGCUCUGGACUCGGGCCUUGGCCUGAGGAGCAUGAGCACUUCCCAGGAGCAUCAGGACAGCCGGACAGUGGUGCUGCAGGAGAUAACAGUAGAGAUAGUGGCAAUAGCGAUUUUGAUUAUACCAGUCAUAAAACUACUCCCGUCGUGGAAGGCGGUAGCAGUAGUGGCGGUGGAACGUCAACGGUUACCGGAAGUGGUAGCGACCGUGUUCCACCGUUAUCGAUAACGCGAGCGCUGCUUCAAUUCUUCCUGCCGCUUGUGAUUGCUUGGUUCGGCGGCUUGUUUGCUGAUUUGCUGUGAUUCGAUUAAAGUAGCUAUAAAGUAUGUAUAAUAUUUUAUUAUUUUUUAAUUUAUAUCGUCAAAGUUUUAAGUUCUAUUGAAUGUAAAGGCAAGCGCGAUAGUGGAAGCUGAAGAGAUGUGCAUAUAUUUAUAGAUAGAUGCUCUUUUUCAAAUUGAUGCGUUUGUUAUUGUACAUGAUCCAAAUGUGAUGAGAAUAUACCGAGCAGCUGUAUAAGAGAAUACUUACAUUCAACCCUCAAUACGUAACCGACGAUGAAUAGAUCCUUCAGUUCUGUCUAACUGUAUGUGAGCUUUGAAAUUAAUGAGUAGCUAACAUGUUUGUGUUUCUAUGUUCAUAUAAGUAGAACAUUUUCUUAACUCAAUUACUUAAUCUUAUAUCAUAUGAAGGAGGCGAAACACAAUCUUUGUUAACUCUGAUGAUCGUAAUAAGAUUUCCCAUUUCAGCUAUUUCCCAGUGUUUAGUAGUAUUAUAAUUACCGUGCCAGGAUUACCUGAAUUGUUGUCUAUUGCAACGUGAAAUUAAUAUAACAGCAUUUAAUUACAUCGCCAUUGUGUGACGCCAUUCCUUCUGUUGCUCAAAUCUUGUUACAGAUUUUCCAUCAACAAAAAAAGCGAAGGAAGUAUAGGUCGAAAUGCGAUUUCAUUAUUAAUAUUUUAGGCCUUAUCACAACUCUAGUCAAAUUAAAUAGAUAAACCUACUUCCUUCGCGUGAGUAAAAACCACCCGCUAUGAAACAAUCUCAUUCGUUCCUUAUUUUGAAAGGAAACUUCUUUGUUCAAUCCAUUUUACAGCAUUAUUUAGUAUAAAUCUAAGAAACAUACGACUGCCUUUGAUAAAGCUACUUAUUUGCCAACAAAAUGCCACUAAAAUGCUUUGCGUACACAGUUGAGCCUCUGUAAAUAUCUAAUAAUAGAUCUCUAGAUAGUAUAACUAAACGAGCAAAGAAUGUGUCGAUAAAUGCUUAGUAUAUUUAUUAACAUUUACGUAUUGGUAAUAUAUUUUAAUUUAUGUAGAGAAAAUUUAUGUUUAACUAGCGCUAGAUACCUUUCGAAACAAAAUUUUAUUUCAAAUUAAAAGCAAGUAGGCGCUUCAUAACUCUACCACAAGCCGAUAGCCGAUAGGUACAUGUCUGGGGGUACAUGUCUUGUUUUACGUAAACUUGUCUGAAAAACAGCUCUACAUGAUACGCGCUAAAAAGCUGCAUAAUUGAUACAGGGGUUAUACAGUAAAUUUUAAACUGUAAUUCAAUGUGUAUACGCACAUAAUAAAAGCACAUGCAUUUUGGUUGAGUUGUGAAUGCAGUAUUUGCUAUAAAAUAUACAUAGUAUUUGUACAAAAGUAAACAUAUAUAGGAAAAAAUGAUAGAGAACAACUGGUUGCAACCACUCAGAACAAUGAUCAAUAACUGUAUAGCGAGAACAUCCAUAUCAAAGUACCUUUUUGGAAAUUUAACUCUCAGUACGAAUAAUAGUCUCAGUGCAUAGUCUGAUUAUAAAUGCAGAAUUCAAGUUAAUUUGCACAAAUCGAUUUCCAAGCAAACAUGGAUAAUAAUGUUCAUCGGUGAGAUACAAUCGUAUGGUGAUACUGAAUGCAGAAAUGUAAUGCAAAAUUGACCUUGAAGAGUAUUAAUUAUAUAACAGUAUAUGA
This is a messenger RNA of Sabethes cyaneus, 4799 nucleotides long. It is a transcript of the gene dlp, whose product is annotated as glypican-6. Gene Ontology annotation, biological process: cell migration; regulation of protein localization to membrane; regulation of signal transduction. Gene Ontology annotation, cellular component: plasma membrane; extracellular region; synapse. Bases 963 to 3152 code for a protein of 729 amino acids. The record is from RefSeq and is a predicted model, not a curated record. The transcript has 8 exons. NCBI's taxonomy places the organism in Eukaryota, Metazoa, Arthropoda, Insecta, Diptera, Culicidae.